Penicillium olsonii is the source of this 7704-nucleotide messenger RNA. NCBI's taxonomy places the organism in Eukaryota, Fungi, Ascomycota, Eurotiomycetes, Eurotiales, Aspergillaceae. The record is from the annotation of a GenBank genome assembly.
AUGUCUGAAAUCCAAUCAAAUCCUGUGCCAAUUGCUAUCAUUGGCAUCGGCUGCAGAUUUGCAGGCGAUGCUGCCGAUCCUUGGAAGCUCUGGGCAAUGCUGGAGAGUGGAAACAGUGCUUGGAGUGAGAUCCCAGCAAACCGCUUCAACAUCGACGGGUGGUAUCAUCCCAAUCACGAAAAUAUCAGCACAACAAAUGUCAGAGGAGGUCAUUUUCUGAAGGAGGAUCUGGGCUUCUUCGAUGCACAGUUCUUCGGUGUCUCUGCCGAGACAGCGGCUACAAUGGAUCCCCAAUAUCGGUUAUUGCUUGAGACUGUGUCACUGACUGAAGACUUUUCAACAGCUGGUCUUCCUUUAGAGCAGGUCGCUGGAUCGAACACAUCUGUCUUCUCGGGCGCAUUUUUUCACGAUUAUCAAGACGGGCACAUGCGAGAUGCAGAAAACCUGCCUCGUUUCUUAAUGACGGGAAAUGGCGCAGCUAUGGCCUCAAAUCGUAUUUCGCACUUUUUUGAUCUCCGUGGUCCAAGCAUGACUAUCGACACAGGAUGCAGCACCACACUUACAGCAUUACACCAAGCAUGUCAAGGUCUUCGGUCUGGCGAUGCUGAUAUGUCUAUUGUUGGAGGAUCAAAUUUGCUGAUGAAUCCGGACUUUUUUGUCACAAUAUCCACGUUGGGAACAAAAUUAGAAUGCUCUCAAAGGACGGCAGGUCGUAAGUACAGCUGUUUAUUUUACCUGCUGUGUCUUUUUAACGCUCGCGCUCUCUGCAGAUAUUCUUUCGACAAUAGAGCAAAUGGCUAUGGGCGAGGCGAAGGUGUUGCUGCGAUCAUUUUGAAAAGAUUAGACGAUGCAGUGAUGGCUGGUGACCCAGUUCAAUCGCUCAUUCGAGAGACGCAUCUCAACCAGGACGGCAAAACAGAAACGAUUACAUCACCUAGCUGCCAAGCUCAGGAAUACCUCAUUCGCUCAUGUUACGACAAGGCUGGAAUCAACCCUUCAUCAGUCCAGUAUUUCGAGGCGCAUGGCACUGGAACCCCAACUGGAGAUCCCAUCGAGGCCAGCGCAAUCGCAAGCGUUUUCCAGAAGUCCAAAUCACAUCAGGAACCAUUAUAUAUUGGGUCUGUGAAAGCAAAUCUUGGCCACACAGAGCCUACAAGCGGACUUGCCAGUGUGAUCAAGGUCUCACUCGCGUUACAGCGAAGAAUCAUCCCCCCAAGUAUAAAUUUCGAAACACCCAACGAGAGGCUCGCACUUGAUGAGUGGAAUUUAAGGGUCCCCCUUAAAUGCGAAGUCUGGCCAACCAAUUGCGAUGGGACUCGGAGAGCUUCUGUGAACAAUUUCGGGUAUGGUGGAGCCAACGCACAUGUCAUCAUGGAAGAUUGGCAUGAGAACAACCCAUUAUACAUUUCCACCAGACUUGAAAAACAGAGUCUCAACGGGACUCACGUCCCAGCACUCGAGUCAAAGUUAUUUAUACUCAGUGCAAAAGAUGAGUACUGCUGCAGGGUGGUUGCAUCGAACUUGAAGGCUCACAUCCAGGAUCAAAUAUCACAAAUUGGCACGGAAUUUGAGCUAUUCAACAAUCUGGCCUUUACACUCGGGGAUCGUCGCAGUCGCUUUCCUUGGGUCUCCACCCAUGUCGCUUCUUCAUUUUCGGAACUUGUCGUGCAACUCGGCAACGAUAAACUGAAUCUCGCACGAUCUAGUAAUAGACCGAGGCUUGGGUUUAUCUUUACUGGCCAGGGUGCCCAAUGGUAUGCUAUGGGACGGGAGCUUCUCACGGCAUACCCGCUCUUCAAGGCCUCGAUACUUGAAGCAGAAGCCUACUUGAAAGAGUUCGGAUGCAAGUGGUCUCUUACGGAAGAGCUUCUGCGUGACGAAGAGACUUCAAUGGUGACGGAGACUUCUUUCGGUAUGCCACUAUGCGCUGCCAUUCAGAUAUCCUUGGUGCGACUUCUCGAGGCAUGGGGAAUCACCCCGGCUGCCGUUUCCAGUCACUCGAGUGGCGAGAUUGCUGCAGCAUAUACCGUCGGGGCGCUUAGUUACAGAUCAGCCAUGGCUGCAUGCUUUAGUCGCUGCGAGAUUGCCUCGGGGCUUCAGGAGUCCCAUGGAGCCAUGAUGGCCGUCGGCCUGGGCGCCUCGGAAGUAGAGGAGUUACUGCGUGACAUUCACGCAGGCAUAGCUAGGAUAGCAUGUAUCAAUAGUCCCUCCAGUGUCACGUUGUCUGGGGAUGUCGGGGCUAUCGAUGAGCUUGAGGCUAUCCUGAAAGGCCGAAACGUCUUUGCUCGACGUCUCCGCGUCCGGACAGCGUUCCAUUCCCACCAUAUGCAACCACUCUACGAUCCAUACUUGAAGAGCAUGCAUGAGAUUAUGGAUCAUGAGGUUCGAACCCUACGCCCGAUUAUCUACGCAUCGCCUACAACCGGCACGCGCAUAACAGAUGCAGCCCAACUCUCGGAUCCGAAGCACUGGGCUGAGAGUAUGGUUAGGCCAGUCCUGUUCCAGGAUUCCUUUCGUCAAAUGGUCUUCGAUCCAAUCAGCGGCGAAAGAGGUAUCGAUAUUGCGAUUGAAGUCGGUCCACACGCAGCUCUUUCGGGUCCAGUCGGGGACAUCCUCCUUACCCCUGAAUUUCAAGAUACCAAUAUAGUCUACCUCUCGUGUUUGAUUCGAAAAAGGAACGCGGUCUCUACCAUGCAGACACUCGCUAGUGAAUUACUUCUGCGGGCCUAUCCAGUCGACGUCAAUGCCGUCAAUUUCCCAACUGGAAGAGAAGACCUGCGCGUCCUCACUGACCUUCCACCUUACCCUUGGAACCACCAAGUUCGUCAUUGGGAUGAGCCUCGGGCGAAUGUUUCCCAUCGAUCGAAGCAAUAUGGCUACCAUGAUCUUCUGGGAUCUCCUCUCACCGGUGUCAAUCCUCUGGCUCCGAUAUGGAGGCAUAUUAUCAGACUCUCAGAUGUACCAUGGGUGCGUGAGCACACUGUGCAGUCGAAUGUGAUAUAUCCAGGGGCAGGAUAUGUUUGCAUGGCAAUCGAAGCAGCAAGUCAAAUAUCACAUGCAGCUCAUCAGCCCGUCUCAGGGUAUCGACUUCGAGAUUUAGAUAUCUUACAAGCCCUCAUUGUCCCUGAGGGCUCCGGUGGAGUUGAGGUUCAGCUCCAUCUUAAGCCCGUGAAUGAGAAGGCUAUUGGAGUCAAAGGGUGGAAAGAGUUCCGAAUAUUCUCAGUCGGAAAAGAGGAAAAAUGGACCGAGAAUUGCAAAGGUCUCAUACACGUCGAUAUCGAGACCGCUGGGGACUCCUCUGUCUGUCAUAGGCGGACCGCACCGACUCAUUUUAGUCUUCACUCCAAACGCUAUCCUCGGCUUGUUGAACCACAGGCAAUUUACGCAGCCCUGAGGUCCAAUGCGAUUUAUCAUGGCGGCAUAUUCCAAAAUAUUCAAUCCCUGCAAGCGGGGCAGGAUCGGGCAGUUGCCAAAUUGUCCAUCGCGGAUGUUGCAUCAACUAUGCCGUCGCAAUAUCAAAAGAGGCACGUUCUUCAUCCGACCACAUUGGAUUCUGUCUUUGUCUCCGCUUACGGUGCGCUGCUUGGCGCGAACCUCAGUAACAGUGUUUCCAUGGUUCCCAAGACGAUCAAGAGUCUCUGGGUAUCUCAUGAGAUUGCUUCCACACCCGGGCAUAUGUUUGAAUCAUAUGUUGAUGUCCUCCAUUCUGACGCGAAGCGAUUCGGGUCAAGUAUCUCGCUAUAUGAUCAAUCCAACCGUGAUCCCACCAAGGCACCCGUUCUGGUCAUGGAUGGGUUUGUUUGCCAAUCGCUGGGAUCGAUCUCAUCCGGUGCUUCGGACUCGGAAGAUACUGAUAUAUGCAGUACUGUGAAAUGGGCCCCGGACGUUUCCUUCAUGGAACCCCGUCUUCUGAAUGAGCAAAUUAGUUCCGCCGCGAGCGCGGAAGAGGAAGAGGUGAUCUUGAACUUGAGGCGGGCUUGCUUCCAUUUUAUCCAGGAUGCGUUAGCAUCCUUGAGUUCGACGAAUAUUCAAAAUUUGGAGUGGCACCACAAGAAGUUUUACAAUUGGAUGAAAGACCAAGUUGGGCGUGCUUCCAGGGGCGAGAUAGCUCCUUCUAGCUCCGAAUGGAUCAAAGAUAGCGAUGACGAAAAACGAAAACUCAUCAGCACCAUCAGCUCAUCGAGUGUGAAUGGCGAAGCCGUUUGUCGUUUAGGGACUCGCUUAAUCCCUAUCCUCACACAGCAAAUAUCUCCAUUGGAGCUUUUAAUGGAAGAGAAACUGCUUUACAGAUACUAUCGGGGGGCUCUCAAAUUUGAUCGAUGCAACAUCCACCUGGCCAAGCUCGCCGAACAUCUCGUUCACAAAAGCCCCCGCAUGAACAUCAUUGAGAUUGGCGCCGGGACUGGUGGAACCACCCUUUCACUAUUAAAUGUCAUUGGAAACGGUGAAAAAUCGGGCUGGGGACCAUUCGCCUCCGAGUACCAUUUCACUGAUAUCUCUUCCGGGUUCUUUGAAGAAGCCCAACUCCAAUUCCAGGAUUGGAACGGCAUCAUCAGCUACCGCAAGUUGGACAUUGAGGUCGACCCUGCCCAGCAGGGUUUCGAGUGCGGUAGCUAUGACAUUGUCGUUGCCAAUCAAGUUCUUCAUGCUACAAAGUCCGUUGUGUCUACAAUGAAGAAUGUGCGGAGCUUGUUGAAGCCCGGUGGAAAGCUGUUGCUCAUGGAGAACACGAAAGACCAAAUGGAUAUGCAAUUCGUCUUCGGCCUUUUGCCUGGCUGGUGGUUAAGCUCGGAUGAACGAAAGCUUAGUCCAAUUCUUUCGUCGCCAGACUGGGACAAGGUGCUCACCGAAACCGGCUUCAGUGGGCGUGAUUUAGACAUUCAUGACUGUGAUCUUGAGGGUAUGUAUACAAUGAGCGUCAUCAUGUCAACAGCCCUCCCCACAAGUAAGGAUUCGCCAAGUGCCUCGUCGAUAGUACUCGCUCACGGCUCGAAUCUCUCUGCUUGUGAUGAGGGUUGGAUAAGAUCCCUUCAGCAGUCUGUCGCUUCUAUCAAAACAGUAGGCGCAGUCAACAUCGAGUCCCUUACGUCAGUUGAUGCCUCUGACAAAGUCUGCGUUUUUCUCGGUGACCUCGGUGAUUUCUGUCUUUCGAACCUCACCGACACUGACUUCAAGCCAAUUGUUCGUCUCGCCCUAGGUUGCAGAUCGCUUCUGUGGGUUACUAGAGGGGGUACCGUUGAGUGCCAGAAGCCGGAAAGCGCACUCAGCUUGGGACUUCUUCGUACCCUUCGUCGUGAAAACUUGGCCAAGAUCUAUGUAUCUCUUGAUAUGGAUGCGAAGGACCCAGCACCGAGUGCUCGGCAAGCUUCAGUUAUCACAACAGUACUCGCGAAAAUGUUAGAUGGCGAGCCGAAAUCCGCCCGCGACUUCGAAUUGUCGGAGCGCGAUGGCACCAUUUUUGUCCCAAGACUAGUCAAGGACUAUGAUCGAAACAGGUUCAUAUCCACGAAUUCUACUACACUUGCGACAAAAAUGCAUUCCGGGCAAUUUGACCAUCUCGGUUCAAGCAGUGACACGACUAUCAAGCUGCAAAUCGCCUCGCCUGGUCUCUUGGAAACAUUGGCCUUUCAACAAGUGGCCCAAAAUGACACCGAAAUAUCCCCAGAUGAAAUCGAGAUCGAACCGAAAGCAUUCGGUCUCAACUUCCGUGAUGUCAUGGCCGCCAUGGGCCAGCUGAAUGAAACAGUCAUGGGGUUAGAAUGCUCUGGUAUUGUGACUCGCAUGGGAGCAAAUGCCGCAUCUCAUGGCUUUUCUGUUGGAUGCCGUGUGAUCACACUUAUUGGUGGUCAAUACCAAAACUGCAUUCGUGUGCCAUGGACUGUUGCUUGUCCCAUAUCCCAGUUCGACUUCAACACGGCCGCGUCAAUUCCAAUGGUGUUUGCCACCGCUUAUAUCUCGUUGUUCAUUACUGCGAAGCUCUGUAAAGGUCAAUCCAUCCUCAUUCAUGCAGCGAGUGGUGGCGUCGGACAAGCAGCAAUCAUCCUCUCUCGGCACAUUGGAGCAGAGAUCUUUGCAACUGUCGGUUCUGUGGAAAAGCGGAAUUUCAUCACAUCCAAAUACGGUAUCCCGGACGAUCAUGUCUUCUCAAGUCGUGAUCCAACGUUUGCUUCCGAGUUAAUGUCACUCACGGGAGGGAAGGGGGUGGACGUGAUCCUGAAUUGUUUGUCGGGUGAACUUCUUCAGCAAAGUUUCAACUGCCUAGCUCCGUUUGGCCACUUUGUCGAGAUUGGGAAAGUCGAUCUGGAGCACAAUCACUACCUUGAGAUGGCUCCAUUUACUCGAGUCGCAACUUUCUCCUCAAUCGACCUUCUGGCGCUAGUCAGGCUUGGCAGCCCUGUCAUUCAUCACGCAUUGUGUGCCAUCGUCAGGCUUCUUGAGCAAGGGUUGAUUUAUCCAGUCAAGCCUAUCACCACUUAUCCUAUCAGUGAUAUUGAAAAGGCAUUCCGCCAGAUGCAGACGGGAAAGCACAUGGGGAAGAUUGUCCUGUCGGCGAUCGAUUGCAUUGUCAAGUAUCGCCCUCUCAAACCUACAAUGAAGCUUCGAUCCGAUGCUUCGUAUCUCAUAACUGGAGGUGUUGGUGGUAUUGGAAAAGAAGUCGCUGCCUGGCUUCUAGCGCAUGGUGCGGGAUCUCUGGUGCUGAUGUCUCGGACCAUAACCGCCGAAGCAACCUUGUUUGCCAAAAAGCUCGAGGAUAAGCACCCUGGGUCAAGGGUCCAUCUAGUGGGAUGCGACAUUUCAAAGUCUUCUGACCUUGCUCUCGCCACAGCAAAAUUCGGUUCGAGUUAUCCACCAAUACGUGGCGUAAUCCAGGCCGCGAUGGUUCUUCGUGAUUCUAUCAUUGAGAACAUGAGCCUUGAAGAUUAUCACGCUGCUUUGCUUCCGAAAGUUCAGGGAUCGUGGAACCUGCAUCAAUACCUUAGCAGAGACCUGGAUUUCUUCAUCAUGCUCUCCUCCUUGGCUGGGGUCAUUGGCAACCCCAGUCAGUCCAAUUAUACGGCCGGUGGCGCAUUCCAAGACUCUCUUGCCAGGUACAGGGUAGGCAAGGGGUUGCCAGGGGUGUCUCUGGACAUCGGCGCCGUCAAGAAUGUGGGCUAUGUGGCAUCAAACAAGUCGGUUUCUGACCGACUGGAAAGACAAGGAUAUAGAAUGCUGGAGACGCGCGAGAUCCUGUCGGCGAUCGAGUCGGCCAUUCUAUAUCCGUGUCAUCAGAUCGCCAUUGGUAUUAACACUAGAGAUACGCCCGAGCCUCACGACACGAUCCUAGGGGGAGAUGCGCGAUUCGACGCUCUGAGAUACAUAAAACCAGCGAAUACCAACAGCAACGCCAAAGGAUCUGGUCCAGUUUCUGAAGUCCUGUCACAUCAACUUUCCAGUGUCUCUUCGGUGAAAGAGGCUUCUGCUGUUGUUUUGCAUGUACUCGUGAAGAGGCUGAUGGAUAUCUUCAUGAUCCCCAUUGACGAGGUUAUUCACUCUAAGUCCAUGGCUGACUUUGGCGUUGACUCUCUCGUUGCCGUUGAGCUUCGGAACAUGCUCGCCGUGCAGGCUGGGGCGGAGAUUUCAAUUUUCGACAUCAUGCAAAGUCCUUCACUUACGGCUUUAGCUCAGACUGUCGCUUCUACCAGUAAGUUUGUAAAUGCAAAAUAG